Marmota flaviventris (yellow-bellied marmot) is the source of this 5544-nucleotide messenger RNA. It is a transcript of the gene Kbtbd8, whose product is annotated as kelch repeat and BTB domain containing 8. The record is from RefSeq and is a predicted model, not a curated record. Gene Ontology annotation, molecular function: protein binding. Lineage: Eukaryota; Metazoa; Chordata; Mammalia; Rodentia; Sciuridae.
AAUGGGACUCCGUCUGCGGACGCAGCGAGCGACGCCGUGGACCCCUCCCACGCGUGCAGUGUCCUCAAGCAGCUCAGAGCCAUGUACGAGGAGGCACAGCUGACGGACAUCGUAGUGGAAGUGGACCAUGGGAAGACCUUCUCCUGCCACAGGAACGUCCUCGCUGCCAUCAGCCCCUACUUCAGAUCCAUGUUCACUAGCGGCCUUACAGAAAGUACCCAGAAAGAAAUUCGAAUAGUUGGUGUUGAAGCUGAAUCAAUGGAUUUAGUACUGAACUAUGCCUACACCUCCAGAGUUGUUCUGACAGAGGCCAAUGUUCAAGCCUUGUUCACUGCCGCUAGCAUCUUCCAGAUCCCAUCUAUCCAGGACCAGUGUGCUCAGUACAUGGUCAGUCAUCUGGACCCACAGAAUUCCAUUGGGGUCUUUAUCUUUGCUGAUCAUUAUGGUCAUCAGGAACUUGGAGACAGAUCGAAAGAAUAUAUUCGUAAAAAGUUUCUGUGUGUCACCAAAGAACAGGAGUUUCUGCAGCUGACAAAAGACCAGCUGAUAAGCAUUCUAGACAGCGACGACCUAAAUGUGGACCGAGAAGAACAUGUGUAUGAAAGCAUUGUGCGGUGGUUUGAACACGAACAGAAUGAACGAGAAUUGCACCUUCCAGAGAUUUUUGCCAAAUGCAUACGUUUUCCUCUGAUGGAAGAUGCCUUUAUAGAGAAAAUUCCACCUCAGUUUGCACAGGCCAUAGCCACAGGCUGUGUGGAAAGGGCACCGUCCAACACCAAUGGCUGCACUCAAAGGCUGGGGAUGACUGCUUCUGAAAUGAUCAUAUGUUUCGAUGCUGCCCACAAACACUCAAUAAAGAAGCAAACAGUGCCUUGUCUGGAUAUUGCCACAGGAAGGGUGUUUAAGCUAUGCAAACCACCGAAUGACCUGAGAGAAGUUGGGAUUCUGGUAUCGCCAGAUAAUGACAUUUACAUUGCAGGAGGGUACAGGCCAAGCAGCAGUGAGGUCUCCAUUGACCACAAGGCAGAAAACGAUUUCUGGAUGUAUGACCAUUCCACCAAUAGAUGGCUGUCCAAACCAUCCUUGCUUCGAGCCAGAAUAGGCUGCAGACUGGUGUACUGCUGUGGUAAAAUGUAUGCAAUUGGAGGUCGCGUUUACGAGGGUGACGGGCGUAACUCCCUGAAGUCCGUGGAGUGCUAUGACAGCAGAGAGAACUGUUGGAGGACUGUGUGUGCAAUGCCUGUCGCCAUGGAGUUCCACAGUGCCGUGGAGUAUAGAGAGAAGAUCUAUGUCUUACAGGGAGAAUUUUUCCUCUUCUAUGAGCCUCAGAAAGACUACUGGGGGUUUCUAACCCCCAUGACGGUGCCUCGAAUCCAGGGCUUGGCUGCGGUGUACGAGGACUCCAUCUACUAUGUGGCGGGAACCAGUGGGAAUCACCAGCGCAUGUUCACCGUGGAGGCCUACAACAUUGAGCUGAACAAGUGGACCCGCAAGAAGGACUUCCCGUGCGAUCAGUCCAUCAACCCGUACCUCAAGCUGGUCCUCUUCCAGAAUAAACUUCACCUGUUUGUCCGAGCUACUCAAGUGACUGUGGAGGAGCACGUCUUCAGAACCAGCAGGAAGAACUCCCUGUACCAGUAUGAUGAGGCGGCCGACCAGUGGGUGAAGGUGUACGAGACUCCGGAUCGGCUCUGGGACCUGGGCCGGCACUUUGAGUGUGCUGUUGCCAAACUCUACCCUCAGUGUCUUCAGAAAGUGCUCUAGAGCAGCGGGCCUCGCAGCGUCUCUGGCCUCUGUCCCAAGAAGCGCUGUCUGUCUUUAAGAAAGCCGAGUUCUGUGCACAGAAAUAGGUGCUCCUAAGCUCACAACAUAGAGGGACUCGCUUUCGCUUUUCUGACGCGUUCAUUUCAGUAAGGUAAAGGUGACAAAGUGCAAUUAUCAGCGUUUUUCCCCCCUGGCAUUUAAGUAACCUGUCAUCCUAGAGUUUUGAGAUAGCCACUAAGGUACUAGAGGAGUCGAGGCAACUAUGCACUCCAUAAGCGCAGUUAGGGUGUCCCUGGGUGGAGAUGCACAGACCAGGUGGACCUGACUCUUUAUUUUAAAUACGGGUAACAAUCUGAGGCAAUAUCACUAGGAGUUGUUUAGCUGUGACCUCUAACACAGAAGCACUAACUUAGAUCCUCAUUCUUAAUAUUUAUAUGUAUUUACAUGUAUAUUUUUGUGUACUGUUUUCAAGUGGACUGAGAUUUAAAUGCGUUGUCACUAGAGCUGACUGAAGGAGAAACUUAGUCUCAGAGAGAACUUAUUGGUUCCACAGUUUCAUAUUUCCCACAUACCUUUAAGUUAAGCUAAAGUUUUAAGUGGCAGUUUUCUGUCAGAAACUUCUUCAAGUGCUAACACUGUCUCAUUUUUUUAAAUCCUGGAAAGGGCUCAAAUUGGCAGGUGGCUGGUGCUAGUAUAAAUUAAUCUGGGUGUGUAGCUAGCUACACAGUGUUUAAAUGGUCUGAGCCUGCGCUCUCCUUUGACAUGAAUACGUGAGUUUCUUGGCCGUAGUACUCUGUCGACCUCUUGUGAUUUCACAGGGUUUGCUAACUGUGAUAAGGUAUGGCCAGGUACUAACUGGAUUCAGUGGGAGAACAGUCAGACUGUUGUACCAAGUUUGCACUAACAGGGGCCAUUUUAUUGCCCUACCUCCUUUUCCAGCCUCUGCCUGUCCAGAUUGUCAGUCCAGUGAAAGUUAACUCAUAAUGUGAAGAUUUACAUCUACUUCUAAAAUUUUGUUUUUUCAGAAACAGAAAAUUCCUCCAGUGGUAUAAUAGUUUAAUGACUUUUAAAAUUUCAUAUUACAAUUACAACCUCAUCUUUUUCCUUUUGCACUUAACAGUAAUGAAUACUUUACAUCGAAAUACUCGUUCUAGCUGAAGGUGAUCAAGGAAGAGUGAGAGAACAGAACCAUGGCUAUUGGUACGAGGUCAUUUUUCACAUUAACUGAUGAAUUUCUAACAGUGAGUUAGGAAAUACUGACAUAAGGACAGACUUGUUUGUGUAUCUAAGACAAGUAUAUUUGGACUGGAACGUAUUCUUGACUCUGCCUAGAAUGUCUGAUAAAGGAUUUAAGUAUAGCCCAGUCUGUCCUCAGUCAGAACAGUUUGAUUUUCUUGAAGAAAGCAAACUUGCGUGGUUUGUAUUAAACACUCUUGCACAAACUGUAAUAUGAUACUGUGAAAACAAUUUAAAACAUUGCCUCUUUGCAUCACAUACCUCGUUUUUCAGAAACUUUCCAAACUGCUUUACAAAGACCUCUAUAAGUAGGGACAGUUUUCUGAAGUGGAAGUUCAAGUGGAUGGCCUUUGUAGACUUAACAUCUUAAAAUCUAGUCCUAGAAAGCUAGAUAUGUGGCUUUUAUUUAUUGGCUUCGACAGUGCAUCUGUGAUCUCUUUACAAGCGUUGUCGGCCAGUAUCUUACCCCACCCCCAGGUUUCUUGGUCUUUUAUUUUAUCUUUUGGUUAUUUCCAGUUUUGUUUUUUACAGUUUUACAUUGCUGAGGACAGGGGGAAAUACAACCAGUUCUGCAAGAGAUAACCAUGUAAUUAUUUUGCAAGCUUUGUUGAGUAUCUAAGAUUUUCUUCCGCUUUUUGACAAUCUUCUGUAUUUAGAAAAAUAUGUUACUUGAAAACGAGACAGAACGUUGAGUGUUUGUGUGCCGUAGGAUCCAGAAGAGAACAAAGCUGUGGUUCAUUCUACAGCAGAUUUAUUUUGUUGAUCUCUACAAUGGUUGAUCCUUUUGCUAUAACAGUUUAUAUCAAGGGUAUGAUCUAAGUGUAGUGUGUCAGGGCCAAGGCUUGGAAUUUGCUGGAGCAGCAGAAUACCUAUUGGAUUUUAUAUGAAGAACUGUUUAUGUUAUAUAGCGCAGAUGUUUUGCCACUGUUUAAAAUGGCUUCAGAAGAGGUCCUAGAAAACCUAGUGCUCUGUGUGGGUCAAUGUGUAGGCACUUGAUGGCACAUUUUCAUAGUAUGAUGAGAAUAUAAGUGAAAGACACAGUGGCUGCCACAGAUUAGGGGUAAGUCUGACGUGUCCCACUUUAGCUGUGUUUCUGCAUUUGAAGAAUGUAUGUAGCACUUUCCUAUGUAUUUUUAACACAUAGAAAACUGGACUUGGUGUAACUGUGUCAUAGGAAAGUAGAAAUUGUAUUCUUUAUUUUCCAUCUUUGUUUUCUGCUAUCUUACAAGUUGAUGCUUAAGCGUCAGGCAGAUUUCACUGGUGCAUGAGAAAAGGUGGAUGUGAUCUGUAAGGAAUCGGAUUCCCUGUGUGAAGCAGUGUAAUAUGGCAUUUGAUGUUCAGUGCUCAGGUAUGUAGUAAGUACUGUAGUCCUAUGGGGGCAAAUGUGUAGAUAUUUUUAAACAUUUUGCCGUAAUUGCACAAUUUUUUGCAUUUUUACCUGAUGUCAUUGUUUCUUAUAAUAAAACCUUUUCUGAUUAAAACUUCCAGUGUUGUAAUCUGACCUCCAAUGAGUGAGUUUUGCAGAGUUAAAAUUGUUGGAAGUCACGAAAUACCUCAUGUCAUGAUAGAUUUUAAUCUGUUAAAAACCUGGCCUUUGGUAGAGAAUGAAAUAAUCACUAUCAUUGUGUGUAAUGUUCUUUAAGUUCUAAAGAAGCUUGUUUAUCUCAGUAACUCCUGUGUUCUGACCUGAACUGUUCCUGUGUUUGACUCAUUCUCUUACACACGUCACAUGCAAUGUGUCAGAAGGUCCUGUGCUGUCCCCUCUCUCCAUGUCCACUACCUGCCACUCUCAUCCGGUCUAAGCCAGCCUGUCUUGUCUACAUAAUGCAGUUGCCCCUGAACCUGUCUUCCUCCUGCCAUCCCUGACCUCUUAUGGAAUUUCUCCACACAUAGUCUCGUGACCCUGUUAAAACGUAGGUCAGAUCAUGUCCCUCUUCUGCUCAGACUUCUCUAGUGGCUUCCCAUCCCCUUAUCUAUGAGAGCCAACUCCUUAUCUAUAUGGUCUGCGCCUCAACCCCGUCACCAUCCCCAGCUUAACUUGAUUCCAGCCACACUGAGGUGCGGCCUUGUUCUUGCUGCAUCUCCCUGACAACUCACCUUACUGACUUGUGUGCUAAAAUGUCACCUCAGCAGAAGGCCUUCCCUAAACACCUUAUUUUCCACCUCCUCCUACCCAUCCCACCUUCCUUCCCUGCUCUAUUUUUCAUGUCUUCCCCCAUUAAAAUGUCAGCUCCACAAAGGGGAAGAGCAUGUUUCAUUCUCCAUUGCACUUGAGAUCAUUGCCUGGUGCAGAGUUAGGUGCUCAGUACGUGUUUAAGGGAGAAAUGGAUUUUCCAAAAGAUCUCAGAGCACCCUGAGAGGUGGUAGGACCUGAACUGUCUGUGCUUCUUAUCCAGGGAGUGGAUGAGGUGGAACCUAGCUUCUCUCUGUUUCCCCCUCUGCACCUCCUUCCUGUCACUGUGUUACUACACUAUGCACAGAGGCUAAAGGUCACCUGAUGAGGGGUUGCCUGGGCCUGGAGCCAAGUUUUCCAUUUCUCCUCUG